Sinocyclocheilus rhinocerous is the source of this 3001-nucleotide messenger RNA. RefSeq names its product synaptic vesicle glycoprotein 2C-like. The record is from RefSeq and is a predicted model, not a curated record. Bases 64 to 2253 code for a protein of 729 amino acids. Gene Ontology annotation, biological process: chemical synaptic transmission; transmembrane transport. The transcript is spliced from 12 exons. NCBI's taxonomy places the organism in Eukaryota, Metazoa, Chordata, Actinopteri, Cypriniformes, Cyprinidae. Gene Ontology annotation, cellular component: synaptic vesicle membrane. Gene Ontology annotation, molecular function: transmembrane transporter activity.
AGAGCCAUAAAGGCACAAGCUCUUCUUCUGUGGUGACUGCAGACCUCCAGCCACCAUCUAAUCAUGAAUGAUACAGCUCCACAAGACAAGUCUUCCCUCAUGAAAGGAGCCAGAGACAUUGCUAAGGAGGCCAAACGACAAGCUAUUAAGAAGGUUAACAAAGUUGUGGACCAUGCCUCAGAUGAGUACUCCAGCAGUCGCACCUACCAGCGCUUCCAGGAUGAAGAUGAUGACUACUACAGCCAGCCGGAUGGAAACUACACUGGAGACCACGCCAAUGAUGAAGAGGGAUCCAGCGACGCCACUGAGGGUCACGAUGACGAGGAUGAGAUAUAUGAAGGGGAGUACCAGGGGAUCCCCUCGGAUGCAAAUGCCAGAGAUGAACCGGUGGCUCUGGGACAGCCGCUGGCAGAUGGCCUGAAGGACCGGAGAGAGCUGGAGAACGAGAGGCAGGCAGAUGAGGAGGAGCUGGCGCAGCAGUACGAGCUCAUCAUACAGGAGUGUGGACAUGGCAGGUUUCAGUGGCAGCUGUUCUUCACGCUGGGGCUGGCGCUCAUGUCUGAUGGUGUGGAGGUCUUCGUUGUGGGCUUCGUUCUCCCUAGUGCAGAGAUGGAUAUGUGUGUGCCUGACUCGCGCUCUGGAUGGCUAGGCAGCAUUGUGUAUCUGGGGAUGAUGGUAGGGGCCUUCUUCUGGGGCGGCAUGGCUGACAAGGUGGGCAGACGGCAGUGUCUGCUCAUUUGCAUGUCCAUGAAUGGCUUCUUCGCCUUCCUGUCCUCUUUUGUGCAGGGCUAUGGCUUCUUCCUGCUCUGUCGCAUGAUAGCUGGCUUCGGGAUUGGGGGAGCAGUGCCCAUCGUCUUCUCAUACUUUGCUGAGGUGUUGGCAAGAGAGAAGCGUGGAGAGCAUCUGAGCUGGCUCUGCAUGUUCUGGAUGAUUGGAGAGAUUUAUGCCUCCGCCAUGGCCUGGGCCGUCAUACCUCACUACGGCUGGAGUUUCAGUAUGGGCUCAGCUUAUCAGUUCCACAGCUGGAGGGUGUUUGUGGUGGUGUGCGCUCUCCCCUGUGUUUGUGCCGUGGUGGCCUUAACAUUCAUGCCGGAGAGCCCCAAGUUCUACUUGGAGGUGGGGAAGCACGACGAGGCCUGGAUGAUCCUCAAGCAGAUUCAUGACACAAACAUGCGAGCGCGUGGACAGCCCGAGAAAGUCUUCACCGUGAACAGAAUUAAGAUCCCAAAGCAAAUUGAUGAGUUUGUGGAGAUGCAGACUGAAUCUGGCAACCUCUUCUCGAAAGUGAUCUUUAGAAUAAAGACUGAGCUUCAUGGGAUUUGGUUGACUUUCUUGAAGUGUUUUGAUUAUCCAGUUAAAGACAGUACAGUGAAACUUGCUAUUGUGUGGCUCACACUGUCAUUUGGGUAUUAUGGUUUAUCUGUGUGGUUCCCUGACGUCAUCAAACAUCUUCAGGCCAAUGAAUAUGCCUCCAAAGUACAAAGGCAUAACAACGAGCGCAUUGAAGACUUCACCUUCAAUUUCACCCUUGAGAACCAGAUUCACACUAAUAGCUUAUUUAUCAACGACAGGUUCAUAAGUAUGAAAUUCAAGUCUGUCACUUUCAUCAAUUCCACAUUUCAGAGCUGCUUUUUUGAGGAUGUGACGUCAGUGGGAUCUUACUUUCGAAACUGCACAUUUAUUGAGGCUGUCUUUUAUAACACUGAUAUUGACGACUCCAAACUGAUAAACACAGACGUCAUAAACAGCACAUUUUACCACAACAAAACAGGCUGUCAAAUGACGUUUGAAGAUGAUUAUAGUGCAUACUGGGUCUACUUUGUCAAUUUCUUGGGAACGCUUGCUGUUCUGCCCGGCAACAUUAUAUCUGCACUUCUCAUGGACAAAAUUGGCCGCUUGUCUAUGUUAGGGUUUUCCAUGAUUCUGUCUGGUAUCAGCUGCUUCUUCCUGUGGUUUGGCACCAGUGAGUCGAUGAUGCUUGGGAUGCUGUGCUUGUACAAUGGGUUGAGUAUCUCUGCCUGGAACUCCCUGGAUGUUGUGACAGUAGAGCUGUACCCUACAGACAGAAGAGGAACUGGAUUUGGCUUCUGUAAUGCCUUGUGCAAGCUAGCCGCAGUGAUGGGAAAUCUGAUUUUUGGAUCUUUAGUGGGCAUCACCAAAGCCAUCCCCAUUCUUCUGGCCUCCUCAGUGCUCGUAGGUGGAGGUCUGGUGGGAUUGCGACUACCAGACACCAGGUCAAAUGUCCUCAUGUAACCCUUGUGUCAGAGGUCUGGAGAGAAACUUAAAAGGCUUGACUUAACCCUCAUUCCUCAAUAUUGUACAUUGUGUACUUGCGUUGUGUUCAUAACAAGAUACUUCUCAACUAGGCUCCAUCGAACAGUGGGUAAAUAUUUGAACAAUUUUUAGACUUUUCUUUGCAAUAAUAAAACUUUUGCGCCUUCAUACUGUACAGUUCAUUUAACCAAGACCCUCACGUUUCCUUGUGGCUUUUUAGAGGUUUGUAAUGGUCUAGGAAUGGAAGUGAACAUAAAUAAUAAUGUCCCCUUAUUAAGACUUGAGCAAAACAACCUAUUAAUGAGCCACCCAAACCUUCCGCAAAUAUGCAGAGAGGAUGAUCAGAUAUGCUGAAAGCUCAGCACAGCUGCAUCACAGCUGGCUGACUGAACCCAGAGAAUUACUGAAGAGAUGAGAGACUUCGACUGGUCUACUGGUAAACAACUCUUUAUUCAGUGAUUUGAUUCGUUUCAGAAUUUGACUAUACAUACUGAAAACAUCAUUGGAGAUCCAGAUAUGGUAUCAUGCAUUUCUAAUGUAAGAAUAAGGUUUUGUUAUUGAAUCAGUUGAGUAUUAUGUUUUUGGUUGAAAACCAUCAUUUUGUACAAUAUUGUUACUGUAUUUCUUUUUAUAUAAUCAAGCCUUUUGCAUAAUGUGCUCCAACCUCUGAUGAAAAAGGCCACAACUGUGCACUGUAGUCAUGCUCAAAGUACAUGUAUAAAGUUCC